Molecule: messenger RNA, 642 nt
Organism: Aedes aegypti (yellow fever mosquito)
Lineage: Eukaryota; Metazoa; Arthropoda; Insecta; Diptera; Culicidae
Product: cuticle protein 16.5
Exons: 2
Coding region: 89-394 (101 amino acids)
Source: RefSeq, a predicted model, not a curated record
UUAUUUCAUCGAUUGAAGCAUCAGUAACGCAUCAUCGUUUGCUAAAUUCACUUGAAUUCCAUUCAAUACCAAUCCCCCCAUAAGCAUCAUGUCUGCCAAAUUUGUGAUCUGCCUGGCCCUCUGCGCCCUGAGCACCGUUUCGGCUGGAGUUCUGCCCCUGGCUGCAGCCCCACUUGCGGCAACUGGAGUCGUAGCCCCAUAUGCGACCUCGUACAACGCACACACCAUCAACCAUGCCAUUGCUGCUCCUUAUGUCGCCGCUGCCGCCCCCUAUGUUGCUGCCCCAGCUGCCAAGCUCCUGGCUGCCCCAGCCCCGCUUGCCUACUCCGCCUAUGGUGCAGCUCUGCCAGCCUUCAGCCCGUACACCGCUCUGCCAGCUAGCUAUGUGCUGUAAAUCGUAAAAACCGUUCUUCCACAAUGGAAUACACUAGUUCAAAUAUCUAUCCAGAAGAAAACGUGAUAUUCAAGGCGCUACGUUGGCAAGGCAACGCUGCGCUGCUCAGUAGUGACCUCUAGACCAAUGCUGUCCUGUGUGCUGUCCAAUGGCUGCCGAACGAUUUUGGCAGGCAUUCUUUUGUAAAUAGCUUUUUCCCUGUUGCUUAAAUGUUUAUAUCAAACUGCAAUACAUUCUGAAAUCAGAAA